GCGCUUGAACUCGUAAAGUAACUGUCAGACUGCACAAAUGUCAAAAAGUUCGUUCAUUGCUCCAUCUCAUCACUAAUUGUUUUUUUCCGGGAUUCUGUAACUAAUUCUCGUUUUAAAUCCAAGUUAACUCUUUCGAGUGAUUGUUUCAUGCCGGAAAAUCGCAGGUAAAGUACCAAAAGGUUCCGUAACAACGUUGUGCCCUUGUCUCGGUUACUGCUGUCAAUUUCGGUGUGUGUGCGGACUCGGUGUACGGAUAAACAAAGCCGUAAAUUUGUAACUUGUGCGCCCUGUUGGUCACUAUCAGCUUCACCAUCACCCGGGACCGCCAUGACGGAUUCAUUUUUUGGCUUUGACACUUCGCUUCCGGUGGAGGAUGACGGUGGUGGAGGGAUCGGCGGUGGACCGGAAGAUUCCGAGGAGGAGUACGAUGCACUUAACGAUGAAACGUUUGGACAAGCCAAAGAAGGCGAUUGGGAAGAACUGCAUGAAGAUCUGGUUCGGUUGGACCAGCGGGAAGGUGGAGAUGGUGAUUCCGGACCGGAUUCAGAUUUAGAUAUGAAUUUCUCCAGUGUAAGGAUUGACAAUUUGGAAAUGAAUGACGAUAACGAGUCCGAGGCACGUCUACAGCUGGAUCCCAGCGUGUGGACAAUGACGAGUAAGCCGGAAACACCAAAACCUCCUGUAGCCGCAAUGCGGACAAACUUGCAAAUAAGAGCUGGUCCAGGAACUGCCUUUGCCGGUCUUCCGCCAAACUUUUCACUGCCUGACCCCAGCCAGCUGCGCAUGUGCUCACUGGAGGAGAUCGAGCAAAACAUGAAACAACAGGCACAACUUUCGCUGCCACCACCGGCUCAACCGCGGCAGGAGAAUCCACAACAGCCAUCCCGGCCGAAUCUAGGACUGCCGCGUCCGCCGCCUGGUUUUGCUGUUCCACCAAUGAUGGCUCAACCGCCGCUGACGAUUCCAGUGAACUUUCCUCCGCCACUGAACAUUGCUCCGCCUCCGCUGCACCUGCUGCACACCAGUGUUCCCCCGCCCGGCAGUGGACCACCACCGUUGUUUCCGCUGAAUGUGCCUCCGCCAAACUUUCAAGAGCAAAAUCAUGCCAAUUUUAAUCAGCGUUUGGUACAAGAGAUUCAACAAAAUCAUCCAUUGCUGAACCAGCACCGUUACCAUCAGCAGCAGCAGCACCAGCAACAAAACCAGGCUAACCGAUAUCCGCACAACAACCGACAGAACUAUCAUCUACAGCAACAUAAUCGACACGUGAAUGGUAAACUGAACCGCUCGGGUGAAUAUGAUGAAUAUGCCAACAUGAUGAGUGAACGAGACAAACAGUGGCUGCUCGGUAUUCAAUUGUCCCAGCUGAACAAGGACACUCCCUACUACAAUGAUUACUAUUUUUGUGUGUUUCGCGAGAGGAAAGAACGACAGAAGGGUGACAAUGAGCGAGAAAGCAAAGCGCACAAGGACAAUACAUUUUAUCACCCGCUAACACAGCAAAUGCUACAACGGAACGGUAUAAUCGGUCGUGAACGUCGUAAUUCGGAGAAAAGCCAGGACAUUAAGGAAGUGCCGGCUCGAAACUACACACCGCUGCAGUUUGAAAACUCCCUUGGAAAGCUACAAUGCGGUAGCGUGACUGCUCCCAGGAAGAUCAUCGAUCAGGAUGUGGUGGCUGAAACGAGCGCCACCAGCGGAGUGGUUGUGAAUUCCGAGGUUCUAUCCCAACGGAAGUCACGUCAAAUUCUGUUGCAUGUCGAGAGUUUGUACAAGAUUCUGUUGAAGAUGGAAGACUUGAACAAUCCGUUGGCGAUCGAAGCGAAACAGUUGCUUAAAGAAAAGAAGGAACGGGAACGAUUGCUGGCACUGGAACGUGGUCAGCAGGUCGACGAACAGAACAACUUUACAGGGAACGGAAUCGACGGAACACAGGAAGUGGAAGACACCUUCUCUUCGUUGUUUGAUAAACUGUCUGCUGGACUGACACCGGAAGGUGUUCUGUUGGUGCUCUCCGUUCGGAAAGGCAAGCUUCUGCUGAAACGUAUUCAGUCUGUGCUGAAGGAGCAUCCCUUCCGUUGGAACCUUUGGUGCAUCAUACUGGCAUCGUUAGCUCUGCUGUCCAAGCGCGAACGUGACGAUCCGGAAGAACUGUUAACUCCUUUGUUUGCCCAGUUUGAAAGCCACGUCAAAUACUCGAACGUUAGCGAUCUGCUUUCACUGCUAGACACUUUUCUCAAUUCCGAUAAGCUUCUCCCCUUGAUUCCCAAGUGUAAAUUUCUUCUCACGACUGUGCUAACAUUGAUAGACCGUAUGGAACAUUUUUAUUGUGCCGGUCCUUCCAUCGUUUUGCCGGAAGUGGCUGACCGGUGGAAGGUAUUCCUGAAGGAACUAUCCAAGGUUGUGUCCGGUGUCGGUUUGGGACCCCAGAAGGUACUGCUUAAGCUAGACUCGGACUGUAAGAUUGUACAUACCCUGCGGGAGCACUUCCAGCGGCAUCCCCAUCUGGAUUUGGAGCUGAAACUGCUGGCUUUGGUUUCCAUCGAGGACAAAAAAUAACUGAAUACGCUAAGUUGGUCCACCGUAUUGCACUUUUAUUUUAUUUUUCUUUAAUUCUAUCGUUUAAUUUCAUGUAAAAAUUUUCUAAUGUUUAACGUUACUACUAGACUACUACUUAACUGCAAGCAGACAGUGCUGAACCAGGAAAUGUAGACAUUUUUCUAGAAUUGGAAAUAGCGUCCUUUCAAAGUUUAGGUAGAGAAUCAUCAUCGGUGUCCUUGCUGCCAAGCCCAUUUUUUAUGUUCUGUAACGUGGAUAUAAUUGAAACAGUGUAAAUUGUUAAAAUCGUCUUGAAAUGCUACUAAUUCUUGUUAUUGAGGGAUGUGAUCAAAAGUUUCGUAAUUCUAUACAUAUAUUUUUACAUCAUUAUUCGUGACACUUCUAAGUUUUUCCUUGCUAUAUAAGGAAACGUUAUUUUUUUUACCUUAACAACAUUAAAUAUUAAGCAUAUCCAACAAUUAUUAUUAAAUUAAAUUCAAAACAA
This is a messenger RNA of Malaya genurostris, 3043 nucleotides long. Its product is annotated as protein PAT1 homolog 1-like. The transcript is spliced from 3 exons. Gene Ontology annotation, molecular function: RNA binding. Bases 328 to 2559 code for a protein of 743 amino acids. Gene Ontology annotation, biological process: deadenylation-dependent decapping of nuclear-transcribed mRNA; P-body assembly. The record is from RefSeq and is a predicted model, not a curated record. Gene Ontology annotation, cellular component: P-body. NCBI's taxonomy places the organism in Eukaryota, Metazoa, Arthropoda, Insecta, Diptera, Culicidae.